Messenger RNA from Amphimedon queenslandica, 615 nucleotides. RefSeq lists its product as uncharacterized. The transcript is spliced from 5 exons. Bases 58 to 534 code for a protein of 158 amino acids. Lineage: Eukaryota; Metazoa; Porifera; Demospongiae; Haplosclerida; Niphatidae. The record is from RefSeq and is a predicted model, not a curated record.
ACAAUCAGUGUACAGACCUUACCAGUUCCUAGUCCAGUAACCAGCCUCUCAGUAUCAAUGAGUCACUAUGUAACAUGCAGUACUGACAACACACCAUCUAGCUGUAUCUAUACUACAUCUUCUGCUAACUGGUUAACAUCUAGCUCUAUUUCUAUUGUAUCUUCUUCUUGCUUAUCAACAAAUGCUACAACACAAGAUUUAUCAGCAUCAAUUGUGAGCCUUAUCAUCAUUUGUGUGAUUCUUUUUGUUGCUUUGGUAAGUUGCUGUGUGGUUAAUGGCCUCCUGUUACUGUACAUUAAAAGGAUUAAAGAUAAAAAGUAUGACGUUAUUGUUCGAAGAUUCUCAGGGAGACAAAGAUUUGUAUCUAAUGAUGGGACCAUUAAAUUGAAAUCCUGCGAGUCUUAUGGUUAUAAUAUUGAGAGAGAGUCGCAUGAAAAUAAUAAUAAUGAUGAUGACAAUGAUGAUGGAGUUUAUGCUGAGCCUGCCAUUUAUGAAGAGUGCAGAUCAGAUGUUGAUUAUAAAAUUUACUAUUGAAACUGUUUUGUGUGUUAGGUAGAUGUGUAUAUGCUAUGUUAAGAGACUAUGUCUUCUUUUUAUUAAGCAAAAAUAAUUAAA